Molecule: messenger RNA, 1353 nt
Organism: Dothidotthia symphoricarpi CBS 119687
Lineage: Eukaryota; Fungi; Ascomycota; Dothideomycetes; Pleosporales; Dothidotthiaceae
Exons: 4
Coding region: 1-1353 (450 amino acids)
Molecular function (GO): syntaxin binding
Source: RefSeq, a predicted model, not a curated record
AUGCCCCCCGCACAGCACCCCCCGGCGCCCGCGCCCAAAAAGGCAAAGGGCAAAAAGGCCGCCGACCCCUCGGAGCAGCAGAAGCAGAUCCAGGCCAAGAUUGCCCAGCUCGAGCUCGAUGAGGCCGGCGACAAGGAGCAGGAGCUCGAAAUCGAGCGCGAAGUCAAGAAGGCGAACCGCGAGCUCUCGUCGCUGCUCUCCAACAUGGACGGCCCGCUGUCCCGCCUCGAGGUCGUCCAGAAGCGCUACACGGAGCUGCUGUCCGCCAUGAAGCGCACCGAGCGCGAGCACCAAAAGGCAAAGAAGCGCGGCGACCAGCUGCAGAAGGAAAAGGACGCCCAGCGCUCCGAGCUGAACAAGGUCACCACCAUGAAGGACAAGCUGGACAAGCUCUCGCGCGACUUUGCCAAGGAGAACAAGAAACUCAAGGACGAGCUGCACAAGCUCGAGACGAGCGAGUCAACGGCCCGCCAGGAGCUGCACGAACGCCUCGAUCACCUGAUAGCCGACGUCGACGACUGCAUCACGGCCCAGAUGGGGCCAGAGCCCCAGAACCAGGCCGAAGUCGAGCUGGACGAGCUGUUCCGUCAGAAAUUCAAGUCCUUCAUCGAUCAGUACGAGCUCCGCGAACUGCAGUUUCACUCCCUGCUCCGGACAAAGGAGCUCGAGAUACAGUACCAGAUGGCACGAUUAGAGCAGCAGCGCAAGCAGCAGGAAGCAGAGUCCUCAAAGUCCCACCAGUUGACCAGACAAGUCUCGACCUUCUCGCAAACCGAAACCGAGCUUCGAACCCAGCUGAACAUCUAUGUUGAAAAGUUCAAGCAGGUUGAGGAAACUCUCAACAACUCCAACGACCUGUUCCUGACCUUCCGCAAGGAAAUGGAGGAAAUGUCCAAGAAGACCAAGCGCCUCGAAAAGGAGAACCAAAACCUACAACGUCACAAAGAGAUUACGAAUCGCAAUAUUGGCGAGAUGGUGGAGGAACGUCAGAAGAUGCAGGAGGAGCUCGCGAGGAAGACCAAGGAAGCCGAGAUUGCGCGCAAGAAGAUUAUCCAAUUGGAGACGCUGUGUCGCGGCAUGCAAGCCCAGGGUCGAGGCCAGGUCCCGAUGAACGAGCUGGAAGAGGACGAGGAGGUUACGGAGAGUGAGUACGACUACGAAGACGAAGAAGACGACGAAGAAGGUAGUGGAGACUACGAUGACGACACCGAAGAGGACGCUGUCGAACCUGUGCCCGAGCGCCGCCCCUUUGGACCUGUUCCUCCGCCACCGCCGCCGCCACAGGCUAUUGUUAAUGGAAAAAUCAACGGCCAUAGAGGAGCCAAUGUGCAGAUCAACGGAGUUAAGCGCUAG